Molecule: messenger RNA, 981 nt
Organism: Phalaenopsis equestris
Lineage: Eukaryota; Viridiplantae; Streptophyta; Magnoliopsida; Asparagales; Orchidaceae
Exons: 2
Coding region: 276-767 (163 amino acids)
Source: RefSeq, a predicted model, not a curated record
AAUGUAAAUACAUAAGAAUAGAGUGGCAUGCAAGUAAAUGCCACGCGAGUCAACUGAAUCGGAUUGCUGAACGACAGGUGAUCAGUAGCCGUCAACCAAAUUGAAUCGCGCAAACAAACGCUUAACAGAUAAGCACCAAAUCGCCUUUAAAAAAGCUGCUUUAGACCUCCUGUUUCUUCCAUCCUACAGAAUUGGACUCCUUCCGCAACAUAAAUAAAAAGCCGAGCUGAUACAAAGAUUUCUGCUAAUUUCUCUUCUGCUACAGAGCUUUAUGGAUGGGGGGCUUGGGAGGAUCGCUGGCAUCUGCUUCGCCACCGGUGAUUUCAUCGCAGACUGUGUGUUGUAUGUGCGGCGAUCUCGGGCUGUCGGAAGAGUUCUUUAGAUGCAGCUCGUGUUUAUUUAGAUCCCAACACAAAUAUUGCAGCGAGCUAUACCCAAAGGCAGCUGCAUACAGUCACUGCAACUGGUGCCUGCGGGAGGCGAGCUGCAAAUUGAUUGCCGGCGAACCUAUGUCGGAUGGUAGCAGCAGCUCCUCCUCCACCGGCGAUGCCCUCAUCUUGGCCUCGAAGCUUCGGAGAGGAGUUCCUCUAUUGCAGCUGACCAUUAAGCCUGUAAAGAAACUCAGGCUGGCUGCGGAGGGUUCACCUCCGCCGCCGGCGGAGAAGGAGAGGUCAAAGUUACCCUUGACUGGUUCGGGAGGAGUGAUCAGGCAGGUCUGCAGAGGCAAAGUUAGAAGGUAUAAGUUACUUGAAGAAGUCUCAAGCUAAGCCACUACUAUAUGUAUACAUAUAUAUAGCUGCAUAGUUUGGUAGUGUGAGUGAGGGUAAGAGAUAUUACAUGAACAUGAGGUAGGUGUGGAUAGGUUUUGAUUUCAUUUACUGUAAUAUCAUAACAAUAUCAUUCGCAUGUAAUAUUUAAUGAAUUAUAAGUUUGGUUUGUGAGAAACAAAUAGUUUUAAAAAACGUGCAAAUAUAUAUUUUC